Messenger RNA from Pochonia chlamydosporia 170, 999 nucleotides. Its product is annotated as aldo/keto reductase. The transcript is spliced from 3 exons. Gene Ontology annotation, cellular component: cytoplasm. NCBI's taxonomy places the organism in Eukaryota, Fungi, Ascomycota, Sordariomycetes, Hypocreales, Clavicipitaceae. Bases 1 to 999 code for a protein of 332 amino acids. The record is from RefSeq and is a predicted model, not a curated record.
AUGCCCACCAUCACCGGCAAGCAAGUCGGCCCCAUCGGCUACGGCCUCAUGGGCCUCACAACCCGCAAAACUCCCAACUCAGACGACACCAACUUCGCAGCCAUCAAAACCGCCAUCCAAUCCGGCUGCACAUUCCUCAACGGCGCCGAAUUCUACGGCACAACCCCCCACGAAAAUUCACUAACCCUCCUCCAUCGCUACUUCACAAAAUACCCCGAAGACGCAGACAAAGUCGUCAUCAACAUCAAAGGCGGGCGGGACUUUGAGACGCUCAGCUUCAACGGGAGCAAGGACGCCAUCACGCAGAGCAUCGAGCACUCACUCGAGCAACUUGGCUCGGUGGCACGUAUCGCCCAAUGGGGAAUUGCGAGAAAGGAUCUAAACCACGACUACGAAGAUGAAACGCUCGCCACUAUAGAUACGUACGUCCAGAGCGGUAGCAUAGAUGGCAUUUCGACGAGUGAAAUCAACCCCCACACCUUGAGAAGCGCGGCGAAAAAAUUCCGCAUCACGGCGUUGGAGAUUGAAGUUUCGCUAUUUUAUCCCGAUGCCAUUACGAAUGGGUUGCUAGCUACAUGUGCGGAGCUGGAUAUCCCAGUCCUUGCAUAUUCACCUCUUGGUCGUGGACUCCUCGGCGGACAGAUCAAGUCCAUCGACGACCUGGCCCCCGAUGACAUGAAGCGCCAUAUGCCGCGAUACAAAGACGGCAAUCUGGAGGCUAAUCUCAAGCUCGUCGAGAAAGUGGAGGGUCUCGCCACGAAGAAGGGGUGUACGCCGGCCCAGAUCUCUAUUAAUUGGCUUUUGGCGCUGUCGAAGAGACCCGGCAUGCCGGUCAUUAUUCCUAUUCCGGGGUCGUCGAAUCCUGAACGAAUCAAGGAGAAUGCUACGAUUGUUGAUUUGAUGAGUGAGGAUCUUGCCGAGAUUGAUGGUAUGUUGAAGGGGUUUGUGGCGGCUGGCGAUAGGUAUCCUGCCAGUUUUAUGAAGGAUUUGCAGUUGUAA